AUGGUUGAUGUUGGUAAGACUGGCGAUGCUAGUAUUAAGAGCAAAUAUAACCAGGCCAUCUCCAUUGGUGGAGAGGAGUUCACGGGUUCAGUUGAAUCUGAUGAGUGUCAAACUCCCUUGAAGAAUUUACUACUUGAUGAGUCGCUUCAAGCUGCACCUUAUCAGCAGAAACCUCAACAUAGCACUGUGUUUACUCUUGGGAUCUCCAUACUUCAACCUUUUUCGAUGAUAAUGCUGAAGCGUAAGGCCGAGCCGGCGAUCAAAGAGUCUGAGCCUAUUGAAUUGUAUACAAGAAGAUCUGAUAGAUGUGGAGUGUAUAAAGCUUAUGGUUGUAAUGCAGGUGAUAAGGCAAAGAAGUUGAUUGAUGUGAACAAACAAGCAGAUGAGGACAGAGACUCGAUCGUUGACAUCAACGGAAACAUUCGAAAGCCUAAAGGUAGAACAUGUCUAUUGCAUAUACAUUUCCUUGGUUGCAGUCUUGGUGUGACAAUCAUAGCUUUUUGUUCAUAUAUGAAGAAUACAUACAAAAGUCUAGAAUUGAGGAGGCUUAGGUUUCUGAAUGUCACUGAAGAAAACAUCAUGAUCCUACCUGACUCACAGCUGAAGCGCAAAGCAGAGCCGGCGAUCAAAGCAGCUGAGCCUAGUGAACUGUAUAAUGGAAGAUCUGAUAAGUAUGGAUGGCAUCAAGCUUAUUGGUUACUCUAUGUCACUGAAGAAGACAACAUGACCCUACCUGGCUUACAGAUUCAGUCUCCUAAAAGCAUGUCUUGUUCUUAUGUUAAUUGAUAGAAAACACAUCCUUUACUUUAUCUUUAGCUGAACAGGACGAGAAUAAGAGGACAUAACCGUGCAGCAACAGCAAACAACUGGCCCGUAACUGAAGUAAUCUUACAAGUUACAAACGUAGAUAAGGAAGGAGGAUUUGCAAGUUUUACAUAGUCUUUCACUGAUCACAUUGGGACCAAACCUGUGAGGUAUUCAUUUUUGCUCCUCCCUUGUACAGUAUAUGUAGAUGCCUCCAUAGCGAAAAAAGAGUAUACAAUGUACCAUUUGGCAAAAUAAGGAAUCGAAAAGCCCUCUUCUUGUAUCUUUUUGAGCCAUUUUUUGGCAAAAUAUUGAAUCAGUGAAAGAGAACAAGAGUUUCAACUUGUCUUGUUGAUGCGUCAGAACAGAGUCUAUUUGUUACAAAGUAAUUAAUCUUCAUUUUGG
Molecule: messenger RNA, 1209 nt
Organism: Thlaspi arvense
Lineage: Eukaryota; Viridiplantae; Streptophyta; Magnoliopsida; Brassicales; Brassicaceae
Source: the annotation of a GenBank genome assembly